AUGAGUCCUUUCAGCCUCCUUUUCUACCUCUCCUCCCUCGCUGUGUUGGUAGAUGGCAAAUCGCUUUCCUAUGACUGGACAGUUUCCUUCUCUCACCGUGCUCCUCUUGCUCUUACCAAACAGGUGAUUGUGAUCAACGAUCAAUUUCCGGGACCAUUGUUGAAUGCAACAACAAAUGAUGUGCUAAACAUCAAUGUUCAUAACAACUUGACAGAACCAUUCCUUAUGACAUGGAACGGACUGCAAAUGAGAAGGAAUUCAUGGCAAGAUGGGGUGCAAGAGACUAAUUGUCCAAUACUACCUGGCCGAAACUGGACAUACAGUUUUCAAGUGAAGGAUCAGAUCGGAAGUUUCUUUUAUUUCCCAUCCCUUCUCCUGCACAAAGCUGCUGGUGGAUAUGGUCCCAUUCGUGUGAAUAAUCGUGAGGUUAUUCCUAUUCCAUUUCCACAACCUCAUGAAGAUAUUGAUGUCCUCAUUGGAGAUUGGUACAGUGCAGAUCACCGGGAUUUGAGGGCUUUGCUUGAUAAUGGGACUGGACUUCAGAAUCCCAGUGGAAUUCUUAUCAAUGGACGGGGUCCUAAUGAAACAGUUUUUGAAUUUGAACCAGGGGCUACAUACAGGCUAAGGAUUUCAAAUGUGGUCUCGAAAACUUCGUUGAACUUCAGGAUUCAAGACCAUCUAAUGUUGUUAGUGGAGACAGAAGGGUCUUACACAGCACAACAAACUUAUAGUAAUCUGGACAUCCAUGUUGGUCAAUCCUACUCAGUCUUAGUUACAGCAAAGAAUCAAACUGGUGGCAAGUCCUACUACAUGGUUGCAAGUUCCCGCUUAACUGAGGUUGAACUUUUUGGAGUCGGCGUCAUUCGCUACCCGAACUCUGAUGAUUUUCCAUCCGGCCCACUUCCCCCAGGACCACAGUUACAUGAUUAUUUUUACUCCAUUGAACAAGCUCGUUCAAUAAGGUGGAACUUGUCAGCGGGAGCUGCUAGGCCAAAUCCUCAAGGUUCAUAUCACUAUGGCAGCAUCAACGUGUCCCGUACAAUAGUCCUCAGGAACGGUGAGACCGAUAUAAAUAGACACCUGUAUACAGUCAAUGGGGUGUCAUUUGUGAGCCAAGGUACACCAUUAAAGAUGGCAGACUAUUUCGAGCUUGAAACGUUGAAGACUGGAAUUUUUCCAGAUACCCCAAUUGAUAAUGGUAUCUCGACAUUGGAUACUUCAGUUAUCAAUGCAAAUUACAGAGAGUUUUACCAUUUGGUGUUUGAAAAUCCUACCCCAUCUUUGCAAACAUGGCACCUUGACGGCUACAACUUCUUUGUUGUUGGCAUGGAGUUUGGUACAUCAUCAUGGGAAGAGGAUAUGAAGGCAACAUAUAACUUGAAUGAUGCUGUUUCUCGUUCUACAGCUCAGGUUUAUCCAUUCGGAUGGACGGCAGUGAUGGUUAUGCUGGACAAUCAAGGGUUGUGGAAUCUGAGAUCACAGGAUGUGGAGAGAUGGUAUCUAGGGCAAGAGUUAUACUUGCGAGUCAGAGGCAUUGGAGAGGAGGAUCCAUCAACCAUUCCUGCUAGAGAUGAAGUUCCAAUUCCUGAAAACGCCAUCUUGUGUGGAGAAAUCUCUGGUUUACAGCAAACGUUAUUUUAG
Molecule: messenger RNA, 1641 nt
Organism: Populus nigra (black poplar)
Lineage: Eukaryota; Viridiplantae; Streptophyta; Magnoliopsida; Malpighiales; Salicaceae
Product: monocopper oxidase-like protein SKS1
Exons: 8
Coding region: 1-1641 (546 amino acids)
Molecular function (GO): oxidoreductase activity; copper ion binding
Source: RefSeq, a predicted model, not a curated record